AUGAGCACCAGCUCGCGCCAACGCUCUGCGACCCGAUCUGAUACCCACGACCGAAAUUCGAGCCCAUUCCCAUCUGUGCCUCGAUCCAGAGACGAGAUACACAAUCUCGACGGCUUCGUCUUCAACGUCAACGACUUGCCCACCCAUACCUCGACGACGACCUCGACAACACCAAAGAUCCUGUCGCCAAACCUCAACGGUAACGGCGCUCUCUCGCCGUAUCCUCAGCCGAGGAAUUCCAACCUUCUUUCCGCCGGCGGUCUUCGCCCAAGGGCCUCGACUGCGAGCUCCGUUCCGACAACUCCUCUACUCGGGCUCGAUCCCGCGAGGCCAGCCACCAGAGCUGGCCCGCCUCCCCCGCCGGCCAUGUAUCAAAACACCCAGCGACAUGCCUCUUCGGCCGACCCCUCGAGACCCUUCCAGGUCCCCCCUCCACCGCCGCCUAUGUCGCCGCCCGUGCAAGGCCAGAUGAGCAACAUGAUGUCGAUACCUCCUCCGCCCCCGAGAUUCCCUUCUGCUCCUGGCGCAACAGGAGGGAGUGGGAUGAUGCUUCCGCCGCCUCCAGGGCCACCGCCUGGAAGCGCAAUGGCAGGCCAGGCACCAUGGCACGGCGCCUUUGGGCGCAUGUACGACGGUCGUGGCGGCUUCAAUAUGCCACCUCCCCCGCCGGGACAACACCAGGCCUACAAUCCAAAGUUACACGCGCAGGUUGCGACGGGAACGACACUAUCGAUACCGCCCCCACCUCCACCGAACGAACAUGUUAUGUCGGCAACCUACAUACCACAAGGUGACACGUACGGCGAAGGAGUUGGGAUCCCUGGUCUAGGUGGCUUUGACGAAAAUGCGACCUUCUCAGCAACCUCCCAGAGCUCAUGGCCUACCAACAGUCAGACCAGCGGCGAUACGGCAAUGACUACACCGCAAGACGAUGUGUCAGGAGGGAGGGACAGAAUGUACGCUCAAGCAAUGCACAGCCGUGGUAUGUCAACGACCUCCAAUGCUACGUCCAUCAGUACCUCAAGCAUCCACCCAGAGCUGGCGGCGCAAUGGCCGUUGGAAAAAGUGCUGUUGUGGCUGGCUACAAAUCAAUUCUCCAAGGACUGGCAGGAGACUUUCAAAGGGCUUAACCUGCAUGGUGUUCACUUCCUUGAGCUCGGUAGUAUGCACGGUGGUAGGGGUAACUUUGGCAUGAUGCACCAGCAAGUAUACCCACGAUUGGCUGUCGAGUGCACAAACAGCGGGACGGGCUGGGACCAGCCGCGGGAGCGAGAAGAAGGCAAAAGAAUGCGACGUCUCAUCAGAAGCAUCGUGACCGGCCGGCCGGCUGACCCUUCCAAAGUCUCGUCGCAUGGCCGGAAGGAGUCGGUCAACCACGGCAAUAACUUACCUAGCGCUGGGACGGAUAUGGCAGAGUCUCCCAACGUGAGUAUGAUUACCCGUGUGGGUGAACACCCAAAGACUGAUGGACGGCAGACGCCUAUCAAAGCGCCCGGCCCAGGUUUUGGCGGCCGUCGAUUUUCGCAAACGAGAUCGACGACCAUGCCGACUCUGAACAGCACCAUGAGUUCAGAUUCAAGCCACAGAAACAUCAUGAAGCAGAUUGAUGGGGACGGAAUCCGCCGGCAAAGUCCAAAUGCCAGCGAGUCCGGCGAGGGCACUUUUCGUCCGCCCCCCUUACGGACCGACAGCCCGAACGGCAGUCCAAAUCCUCAAAGCGCUUCGCUGUUCCCCUCCUCCGCGGGCAACAUGUCAGCGUCUCCUCAUUCAACAAAAUUCGGACACAGGUCGAGAAACAGCACAGAUUCUGUAUCUUCCAACGCCGCUAUUUACGGGUCAGGUAUCCCACCUGAAGCUACCCAAAUGCUGCGUAGUGGAAUGAACAUUGCAGACAUCAUUCAAGCCACUCGGAACGGCGAGCCUCGGCGGCUCGGGCAAGACGGAGGGCGUCCAUCGCCGCAGGAUUCUACGGGUGACCGUUCAGCCGGCACUGAGCCUCCGUCCUCUGCUAAGGAUUCUAAGAGUUUCCUCAGUCUCAGCUUCUUGUCGAGAAAGAACAAGCAAAAGAAAGAAGACGGUUUCCCAAGCCCCGACGACAUGGAAUCGCCGACAUCUCCAGCACUCAGCUUCAAGCCUCACUCUUUUGGCUCCCGCUUUGGAAACAACAGCGAAACGUCUUUGGACAUUCGACCUGGAUCCAGUUUUGAUGUUCACGAAAAGGAUUCGGCCAAGUCUCGACGUCCUGGCCCUAACCGAGUGUUUGCACUGGCUACCAUGGAUGGAUACAAUUAUCGCAUGUGCGACAUCACCGAGGCCGAGUCGGCCAUGGACCUUCGUCUCGUCAUUUGUAGCAACUUGGGUCUGAUGGAUGCCACGACAUCUCAAAUUUACCUCACCGAGCUUGGCAAAUUCAACCACGAGAACCCUCUGGACGACCAGAAACUACUAAAUAAUCGCAAGCAUAGAGCCGACGCGAUAGGGACUCUCAAGUUCUUUAUUCGUCAAGGCGGAAAUGCGCCUCAGGGCUCUGGUCACGCUAAUGGCAAUCCAAUGCAUACAUCCCUUGACGAGGAGGCAUACAACCGACUGAACGGGUUGUCGCGGACAAGAUCCAGUUCUUCUCCCCCAACGUCGAGGCAAAAUACCAUGACCGGCGAAAGGGUAGAUGACAAGAUGCUUGCCCAAGAAGCAAGCGAGUAUCGUGCCGAGAUGGAGCGUAAGCAGCGUGAGUACCUCGAAAAGAGGCGCAAAGCUGCGGGUUCCGGCAACACGCCAGAGAGUGCUACUACGCCGUAUGGUAUUCACGGCAGGACCGUCGACUUCGACCAGCCACGCCAAUCGCCGUACGAGGACAAGAAGCCGGAAGUGCUGUUCCCCGUGCGGAAGCCUCCGGCGCCGCCGAGUGACCCAUCAGCUACCUUGCUCAAAGCCAACUCAUUGAGUCGGAAGACUGGGCAUGCGAUGCGGUCGUCUGCCGAUGGAGCUCCUACGCCGCGACGGCCCUCGACUCUGUUUGAGGAUAUGGAGCUCCCCGGCCAGAACGGAGACCGUAAGAAGAAGACUUCGAGCCAGCCUGUCGCCGGAAUUGGUGCAGCACUUGUGGGCAUGGGCAGAGGCCUUGGGGCAGUUGGUGUUAACGCCAACCGAAGAUCCAAGUCGCCCAACCGAGUGUCAUCGCAACCAGCUUUAGGCAACGAAUAUUCAGACCGAGUACACAGAGUUGCCUCGCGCGAGAUCAGCCCCAGCUCCAUGAACCCCCCACCAUUCCCCCAGAGUGCACCACCCCAGCCUCACCGUCGCAAGUCUCACGGGCCGGACUUUGAUUUCCUUGAAUCCGAGGUCAGCUUUGAGAAGCCUGCUCCGCCACCUGCUCCAGAGCGAGGUGAUGAUUCAGGGGAUGACUCAGAUGAUGGCCUGUUUGCCAUUCCCAUCGCUGCUGCCAAGCCCAAGCCGACAAAGAUCACUCGCAUUUUUGACGGCGACGAUUCGCCUGAUGAAUCGACCGAUAGGCGGCCAAACUUGACGGUGAAUACGUCUAGAUCUAAGGGGAAACAGCUUUCAGUGUCAUUCACGUCUCCCAAGUCUUUGGGCAGUGCAAGCAACAGAACCCCCGAAGGCGAAGAGGAUGACGCUCUCAUGAGUGCCAGGAGCGGUAAGAGUUCACGCAGAACUCCAAACACACCUCAGUCGGAAUCGGAGGAUAGCAAGCUGGGCAGGAGGAAGUCGUUUGUAGAGAAGGAUGUCUGGGCCAAUCGUCCGACCACCGACGCCCUUAUUAACAACCUCGAUGACUUCUUCCCCAACCUGGAUCUUGAUCAACCCGUACUGGAAGAAGGCGAGGCAGAGGCCAACCCGCCGUCCCCCAUUGCUGAGGGAGAGGAGAAGGAAGCUUCCAAACGUCCUGCGCCACCCCAGUCACCACCAAGUCUUCGUGCCGCCAUUUCCAACAAUCGAUCAUUUUACAAUGACAACGAUACGCUCGGAUCGGAUGAGUCUACUCUCAAGGCACUUGAGCGUCCUGCGUCGGUCGCGUCGGUUGCACAAAGGAGUGUUCGACGCUCGGGCGGCCUGGGCCGGAUGAAGUCCAUUCGUGAGGUUGCCCGUGGCGCUCAUGAGGCUAAUAAGCGGUUCACCACGACGACAACCACACAACCUGGCCAGGCUACCCAGAACACAUCAGUACUUAUGAGGAGAAAGAGCACGAAGAUGUUCAAUGCCAAUAUUGUACAAAUUCGGCCUGAUCAGCGAGGCAGUAUGGUCAUGCCGCAGAUUCCCCAGGACACCAUUCCCAAACGCCAGACCACAUUCCGGUGGUUCAAGGGUCAACUUAUCGGCAAGGGUACAUAUGGCCGUGUCUACCUCGGUAUGAAUGCCACAACUGGAGAAUUUUUGGCUGUCAAGGAAGUCGAGGUCAACCCCAAGGCUGCGCAGGGUGACAAGGCGAAGAUGCGUGAGCUGGUGGCAGCUCUCGAUCAGGAGAUUGAGACCAUGCAGCAUCUCGACCACGUGAACAUUGUGCAAUACCUUGGAUGCGAGCGUAAGGAAACUUCUAUCAGUAUUUUCCUCGAGUACAUUUCUGGUGGCAGUAUCGGAUCUUGCUUGCGCAAGCACGGCAAGUUUGAGGAGUCUGUUGUCUCAUCACUCACUCGGCAAAUGCUUUCUGGUCUUGCGUACCUUCACAGAGAGGGUAUUCUGCAUCGCGACCUCAAGGCGGACAACAUCUUGUUAGAUCUCGACGGAACUUGCAAGAUUUCAGAUUUCGGUAUCUCCAAGAAGACGGACAACAUUUACGGCAACGACAAGUCCAACUCGAUGCAGGGCUCAGUUUUCUGGAUGGCACCGGAGGUUAUCCGCUCUGAAGGCAAGGGCUACAGUGCCAAGGUCGACAUCUGGAGUUUGGGCUGCGUUGUACUGGAGAUGUUCGCUGGUCGACGACCUUGGUCCAAAGAAGAAGCUGUGGGAGCCAUCUACAAGAUCGCCAACGGAGAAACGCCGCCUAUCCCUGAUGAAGUUCGAGAAACUAUCAGUCCACUGGCCAUCGCCUUCAUGCUGGACUGUUUCACUGUAAACCCGCUGGAGCGACCUACAGCAGAUGUCCUGCUUUCGCAGCAUCCCUUCUGCGAGCUGGACCCCAAUUACAACUUUUUUGACACGGUGCUGUACUCCAAGAUUCGCGGCAAAGACGUCUAG
This is a messenger RNA of Colletotrichum fioriniae, 5190 nucleotides long. Lineage: Eukaryota; Fungi; Ascomycota; Sordariomycetes; Glomerellales; Glomerellaceae. The record is from RefSeq and is a predicted model, not a curated record.